AUUUGUGUACACCACUCAAUCAACACAACUCUAUCCAACAAAAAACCCUACGAAAUCAUCAAAAAAAUAAAUAUUAAAAAGGGUUAAAGAGGGUUAUUAAUCAACUUAUAAAAGUGAAAGCUACUGCUAUGAGUCAUGUACAAUUAUCAGUAGGCUCGGAAUGCUGGGUAUCAAACAAUGAAGGAUGCUGGGAUUCUGCCAAAGUAGUUGAUAUAAAAGACAAUAGAGGAGGGAAAUGUGUCGCUACUGUCAAGAAGCACAAUGGAACAUUAGACACAACAAACUACCAGUCUUUACAACCGAGAAAUCCAAGUGUAAAUGAAGCUCCAAUAGACCUAACAACUUUAACUUAUUUGAAUGAACCGUCGGUCCUUCAAGCAUUGAGGUAUCGAUAUGAAAACCAUCUUCUUUAUACGUUUUCAGGCAUAGUCCUUAUAUCUGUGAAUCCGUACCAACUACAUCCGGAGCUCUAUAAUGAAUCCGUUAUUAAACGUUAUCACGAAAAUCGCGAGUGUACGAAAGAGCCUCAUCUGUACUCAAUUGCCAGUUCAUGUUAUAGUGCUUUGACUAAUGACGAUGAAAACCAAACAAUUAUUGUCUCCGGAGAAUCUGGUGCUGGAAAAACCGUAGCGGCGAGAUAUAUUAUGAGAUACUUAACUUCUGUGCAGGCUUUAGACAAGGCCACUUCAAAACGCUCAGUAGAAAAUCAAGUGCUUGCUACGAACCCAAUCAUGGAAGCCUUUGGAAACGCUAAAACCAUUCGUAAUGAUAACUCUUCAAGAUUUGGAAAAUAUGUAACGAUAUCCUUUAAUGAAGAGGCGGCUAUUACGGGUGCGAAUGUAAGUACAUAUCUUCUGGAAAGAUCUCGUGUUACAUGUCCUCCUGUUGGUGAAAGGAAUUACCAUAUAUUUUAUCAAUUACUUGCUGGGUGUACGCUAGAACAAAGGGAAAAGUGGUAUUUGGGAUCCCCUUCUGAGUUUAAUUAUUUGUCACAGGGAAAUUGCAUCGAUGUUGAAGGUGUCAAUGAUAAUAAUGAGUUUACUACAACAGCGAGUGCGCUUUCAACCGUUGGUAUUCUAGAAAAUCAACAAGAGGAAGUUUAUAAAUUACUCGCUGCAUUACUACAUCUUGGCAAUGUUACCAUAGUUGCCAGUCGUAACGAAGCUACCAUAAAAAGUGAUGACAAGUAUUUAUGUUAUGCUUCACAGCUUUUAGGAAUCAAUCCUUCUGCCUUAGCUAAACUGUUGUCUAAAAAGUUAUUGAAGACUCGGUCGGAAACGAUAGUCACCUCAGCUUCCUAUGAACAUGUGCUUAGUACUAGGGAUUCGGUAGCCAAAUAUCUUUAUUCAACAUUAUUUUCAUGGGUCGUACACAUGAUCAAUGCCUCUUUGGAUCAUUCUAAGGUUAAAAGAUCUGCAUCAAAGCAUAUCGGUGUCGUCGACAUAUAUGGCUUCGAACACUUUGAACGGAAUUCUUUAGAGCAGUUUUGUAUCAACUAUGCAAACGAAAAGCUUCAGCAGGAAUUUAACAAACAUGUUUUCAAACUUGAACAGGAGGAGUAUAUUAGAGAAGGUCUUGAUUGGAGACUUAUUGAUUAUGCUGAUAAUCAAGGUUGCAUUUCUUUAAUAGAGGAUAAUCUUGGAGUUUUAUCUUUAUUAGAUGAAGAAUGCAGACUUCCGUCUGGAACAGAUGGAUCGUUUUUACAAAAGUUGAACAAUCAAACCCCUCAAAAGCAUGCUCCUUUUUUUAAAAAAUCUCGCUUCAAUGAUGGGUCUUUUACAAUCAAGCACUACGCUUCAGACGUUACUUACCAGGUUCAAGAUUUUCUAGCCAAAAAUUCAGAUUCCCUGCCUGUUGAGAUUAUAAGUUUAUUGAGGUCAUCUGAAAACCAAUUUGUAGCUUAUCUUUUGGAUUAUGGUACUCAAUCCAUAGAUGCCCAUAAUACAGCUACAAAAAAGAGGAUAAAUAAUAAAAAGCCCUCAUUAACAUCAAUGUUCAGAACAUCACUGUCACAUUUGAUGAAUACUAUUUCAGCUACGAAUGUGCAUUAUAUUAGAUGCAUAAAGCCAAAUGAGGAAAAAACGUCUUGGUCGUUUUCUGCACCCUUAGUUCUAAGUCAAUUACGAGCAUGCGGUGUUUUUGAGACAAUACGAAUUUCUUCAUUAGGAUUUCCAAAAAGGUUUUCCUAUGAUGAAUUUACAAAACGGUUCCGAGUACUGCUUUCUUUUCGUGACUGGAAUCAAGACUCUAAAAAGCUUUCGUUGCAAAUUAUUUCUACUGUGCUAUCAACCACUAAUAGUGCCGAUUAUUUUCAAUUCGGUAAACUAAAAGUCUUUUUUCGGUCGGGUGUAAUAGGACUUUACGAAACUCGUCGUCGAGAACUAUGCAACAAGUCAAUAACAUUAUUGCAGUCUUUAUUCAGAGGAUUCAGUGCUCGAAAAAAGUAUAAAAAAGUAUUAGAAUCUAUCGUAGGUCUGCAAUCUCUAUCUAGAGGGAAAUUGGCAAGAGAACGAUUUCAAAAGAGAAAAAGAGAGAUGGCUGCUACGAUUAUUCAGAAUCUUUGGCGAACCUAUCUACAAAGGAAAAAAUACAAUACUUUUAAGAAGUUAAUCACGGGUUGCCAAACCAUCGGGCGUGGCUAUUUGCUUAGGACAAAAUAUAAAACAUUACUUCGUAAACAUGCGGCUUCUGUCAUUAUUAUGAACUGGAGAAGUUAUCAUGCCGGAGUUGCGUUCCGAAAAUAUAAAAGGACAGUUAUUGGCUUUCAGUGUGUUGUUCGAUCAGUGUUAACUCGCCGAUACUUACGCCAAUUGAAAGAUACAGCAGGCAGAUCCAGCAUUUUACUGGAGAAAAGGAAAUCCCUCAGAAAAUCUGUUAAAGAAGGAUCUUCUAUGUUAGAGACUGCUACUAAGGAAGUAGUUGGUUUACGAAACAAACUGUCUGAGAUGACUAAAUCUCUUGUACGAUGGAAAGGCCUAUUCACUGAUCCUGAAUUAAAGAACGACGUCAAUUCAGAUUAUUAUAAGCAUGUAAAUGAGCACUCGCAGAUCUCAGAAUUGCUGCAUGGGGAGGUGAAGCUACGGCAGGCAGCUCUCCAACUUUCAGCUGCUGCAUCAAAAUCUGAAACUGUGUUCAUAAAAUCUCAAUUAGCUCGUGACAAUCUUAAUACUUACUAUAAUACCCUCAAGAAAACUGCAUCCUUGAAGUCUAAAUAUGAUACUAAAGGGUUGCACUCGAGGAAUAUAUUUUACACUCGAGACCAAUAUCUCAAGUAUCAUUCUACACUGAUGUUUCUACCUACUUAUGAUUGGACGAGUGUUGAAGAGAGGUAUAAUUUGAAAGGACUUGAAACACUACUAAAGUCAAAACUGCUACAUUGUAAAAAGGAUAUCCAAUCGAUUUUGGUAUCCGACGCUUUCCCUACUGCUUUAAAUCGUUAUAAUAAAAAAUAUAUGCAAACUCGAUCGGUGGGAGAUUCACUAGUCUUUGGAGGAGUUAUUAACUUUCUAAUAUAUUCAGGUUGUAUUUACUCGCUGAAGGAAGAACUUGAUAUCUUUAUAAUGAAGUUGAAUGGUUGCAUAUCUUUCCUUGCUGAACUAUCUGACCCCUGUUUGGACGAGUCAAAUGUAUCUACUGAGUUUAAGGUAGAAUAUUCUGCCUUUUGGCUUUCAAACCUUCAUGAAGUGCGUUCUUUUGUUACAUAUUUGCAAUCUUCGUGUGAAAAGGAUCUUUUUACUCGAAAAGACGAAACUUACUGGAAUGCUUCAUUUUCGAAACUUCUGAAAGUUACGUUAGAAGCCGAAGGAUCACUUUUCCUAUUUUUACGGAAUUCUGCUAAUCAUUUCAUUGAAGGCUCAUCUGAGGCAAUAUUAUGUUCACGACUUCUUUCAGAUCUUAUCGAUAUAAACACUGAGGCUAGGAAGCAACCAAAAUCAAAUAUGCAUUUGCUGAUUGAAAAACUUGACUAUGUAUACGAUCUGAUUAAUAAGUCCUCUUUACAAGAAGCCCCUUUAAAAGAAAUAACAACUUUAAUCUUGCAGUAUGUCGGGGAAAAUGCCUUUUCAAAGUUGAUAAAUGGACGUACAUGUUACACGUGGAAAGAUGGUUCUCAAAUAUCAUACAAUACUUCACUCCUUAUUAAUUGGUGUCAUCAAAAAGGUCUGAGUUAUAGUAAUACUUCACUCCUUCCUUUAAUGCAGUCUUCUCUGCUUUUUUCUUUGCGUAAAAAAGACGAACAGGAUUUUAAAAUUAUUCUGUCAGUUUGCAAUUUACUUUCUCCUUACGAAAUAAUACGCUUACUGGAUCAUUAUCGUCCUUGUAUAGGAGAAGAACAAUUACCAAAAGCUUUUCUGAAAGCUGUUGAGCAAACUGCACAUGUCGUUAAACCUGGUGAAAUGAGAAGAAAAGUAAAUUCUGUUGGUUUCAUACCAGUUUCCUCUAAUUUCUUAGUGUUAUUAGAAGAAAAUCCAAUAUAUGAUGAACUUCACCUCGCCGCAAUGACAAAAGAAAUACAACAGAACUUAUUCUAACGGUUUUCUAGACAAAGUCUAACUAAAUUACGUUCGUUACGUCGAUAAUAAAUGCACUAAUGAAAUAUUCACUGAUGAUAUUAUUGAUUUCAACCAAAGACAUUAAGAGAGAAGAAGCUCUAUCAUUAUUAAUAUUUGCUGUAAGCGAGCUUUUGCUUCCAAGAGUGGAUGAGCUUGACUUUGUAUUUUAUCGCUUGAAAAUAGAGUCCCAUCUCAUUGUAAUCUUCAAACAAAGUUAGUUUCGUCUUUUCCAAAGGUUCAUUAAAUGCGGGAAAAAGAGGUUGUAUUGCAAGAAGAGACAACGAUAGUUUUUUAAGCUGUCGUUGGUCAAUAAAAUUACAAGAAGGCAAGUGCUCUAAGAUGUGAAUAAGUAGGAUUUUCAAACUAGGUAGGAAAAUAUUAGCCCUUGAUAAUGGAGUUUUAUUUUCAGCAAUUCUUCCAUUGCAAGAGGUAGUUUGAUUGAUCAGCCA
Molecule: messenger RNA, 4999 nt
Organism: Schizosaccharomyces cryophilus OY26
Lineage: Eukaryota; Fungi; Ascomycota; Schizosaccharomycetes; Schizosaccharomycetales; Schizosaccharomycetaceae
Product: myosin-51
Exons: 4
Coding region: 129-4529 (1466 amino acids)
Biological process (GO): actin filament organization; vesicle transport along actin filament
Cellular component (GO): cytoplasm; actin cytoskeleton; myosin complex
Molecular function (GO): actin filament binding; microfilament motor activity; ATP binding
Source: RefSeq, a predicted model, not a curated record